GGCGGAUGCGCGGGCGGGCGGCGGGGCCGCUGUGCCGGGGGCUCCGCGGGAGAGGCCGCCAGUACCCCAAGUCUGACCAUCAAAUAUGAUUCUUUGCCUGCUGCAUGAAACUCCUUAAGUACUUCUUUUGCCAUUUGGCCACAUGGCUUCAACUACAAUGCAACAAGCUUUAGAACUGGCAUUGGAUCGUGCUGAGUAUAUCAUUGAAAGUGCCCGUCAGAGACCUCCCAAAAGAAAAUAUUUAUCCAGUGGAAGAAAAUCUGUAUUUCAAAAACUUUAUGAUUUAUAUAUUGAAGAAUGUGAAAAAGAGCCUGAGAUAAAGCAGAAGCUGAGGCGAAAUGUGAAUUUACUUGAGAAGCUGGUUAUGCAGGAGACGUUGUCAUGUUUAGUGGUGAACCUCUAUCCAGGAAACGAGGGUUAUUCACUGAUGCUCAGGGGAAAAAAUGGUUCAGAUUCUGAGACCAUUCGUCUGCCUUAUGAGGAAGGAGAGCUGCUUGAAUAUUUGGAUGCAGAGGAACUACCACCUAUUUUGGUUGAUCUUUUGGAAAAAUCUCAGGUUAAUAUUUUCCAUUGUGGAUGUGUCAUAGCAGAAAUACGUGACUAUAGGCAGUCUGGUAACAUGAAAUCUCCAACGUACCAAAGCAAGCACAUUCUUUUGAGACCUACAAUGCAGACUUUAAUUUGUGAUGUGCAUUCUAUAACAAGUGACAACCACAAAUGGACACAGGAGGACAAACUCCUACUUGAGAGCCAACUUAUUUUGGCUACAGCAGAGCCUUUGUGUCUUGAUCCUUCAAUAGCAGUGACCUGUACUACAAACAGACUCCUGUACAACAAACAGAAGAUGAACACUCGCCCCAUGAAACGGUGCUUCAAAAGGUACUCAAGGUCCUCUCUGAACAGACAGCAAGAAGUAGCUCACUAUUCAACUCCACCUCAGCUCAGACUACUUGACUACUUACAGAAAAGGAAGGAGAGGAAAGCAGCCCAGCAGUAUGACCUCAAAAUUUCAAAAGCUGGAAAUUGCGUGGAUAUGUGGAAACAGAACCCUUGCUACUUGACUGCUCCUUCUGAAGUAGAUGUGGAAAAAUAUGCCAAAGUGGAAAAGUCUAUCAAGUCUGAUGACUCACAACCAACUGUCUGGCCAGCACACGAAAUGAAGGAUGAUUAUGUGUUUGAAUGUGAAGUUGGUAAUCAGCUUCAAAAAACAAAACUGACCAUUUUUCAGUCUCUUGGCAAUCCCUUGUACUAUGGUAAAAUUCAGACACUCAAAGGUGAUGAGGAAAAUGACAACCUAUUAACUCCAUCACAGUUCCUUAUUGGUUCGAAGACUGAUGCUGAAAGGGUGGUGAACCAGUACCAGGAGUUAGUGCAAAAUGAAGCUAAAUGUACUGUGAAAAUGUUUCAUAAUUCAAGUGGAUCAGUCAGUCAUCUUUCUCCAGGGAAGGAAAUGGAACAGCCAGAAAGUGUAUCAGGCUCUGUUCAGUCUUCAGUACUGGGGAAAGGUGUAAAACACCGACCUCCUCCUAUCAAAUUACCUUCAAGUUCAGGAAGUAGCUCUUCAGGUAAUAUUUUUAGUUCACAACAGUCAAGUGGCCAUCUAAAAUCCCCAACUCCACCUCCUCCUUCUAAGCCUCCUGGUCUUUCUCGGAAACAAUCUAUGGAUCUUAAUCAAGUUAGCAUGCUCUCUCCAGCUGCCAUGUCUCCUGCGAGCUCUUCACAAAGGUCUGGAACUCCUAAACCAUCUACUCCUACUCCAACCAACACCCCUUCAUCGACCCCACACCCUCCUGAUGCUCAGAGCUCAACUCCUAUUACCCCUUCUGCCACCCCUACUCCCCAAGAUUCAGGCUUCACCCCUCAGCCCACUUUGUUAACCCCGUUUGCUCAGCAGCAAAUGUCUCUGAGCCAGGCACUGCCUGUAAUGACCAUUCCUCUUUCCACCAUGGUAACAUCCAUUACUACAGGAACAACCUCCACCCAGGUCAUGGCAAACCCUGCAGGACUUAACUUCAUCAAUGUAGUGGGCUCUGUGUGUGGAGCACAGUCACUGAUGAGUGGUUCAAACUCUAUGUUGGGGUGCAACACUGGUGCCAUAGCCCCUGCAGGUAUAAAUCUGAGUGGCAUUUUACCCCCAGGAGGUCUGGUACCAAGUGCGCUGCCCGCUGCAAUGCAGUCUGCCUCUCAAGCAGGCAGCCCAUUUGGUUUGAAAAAUACAUCAAAUCUUCGGCCCUUAAAUCUUCUACAGGGGUCUGACCAAGGUCCAUCCAAUCAAGAUCAGGCAUUAUCUGCCCAACAAGCUGCUGUAAUUAACCUGACUGGAGUAGGGAAUUUUAUGCAACCUCAAGCCACAGUGUUGUCUCAGCUUGGCUCUGCCGUGAACAGACCUGGGCAAAGCCUUCCUCAGCAGAGACUCCAGCUCUCUUCUGCCUUGCAACAGCAACAACAACAAGCCUUGCAGCAGCAGCAGCAACAGAUACAACAGUUGCGAUUCUUGCAGCAUCAAAUGGCUAUGGCAGCGGCAGCAGCACAAGCAGCUCACCUGCAUCAUCAACAGCAUUCAGGCAGCCACUCAAAAAGUAAAAGGAAAAGAGGCACACCGGCCCCUCCAAAAUCAUGAGACUUGCCUCCCCCCAAAAAAAUUGAUUCAAAGGGGGGUUUUUUUCAGAUUAUUAAGGAGAAGGCUUAAAAUUAAAUUAGUGUUUUAUAUUACUUGUGGGAAAAUGAAUUUUUGACAUUACACUAAAAGAAAUGAACUGAUUUUGGAAGCCAACCUUACAGAACUUAAAAAAUUCAUCUAUAAAGUGGCUAGAGUCUGGUUUCCUCAAGUCACAUAAUUUUUUAACAGAAUGUUUUAUCUUGUAUUUUUUACCACUCAACAGCAUUGUACAUAGAAUAAGGGUGAAAAACAUUUUAGAAAAAAUGAACUUUGUAAAUGUAGUAUUGGUAUUUGUUUAUUUAGUAUGAAAGGUUUGUGAACACUGUAACAAAUACAAUUUUUACAAAUCCA
Corvus hawaiiensis (hawaiian crow) is the source of this 3010-nucleotide messenger RNA. RefSeq names its product SPT20 homolog, SAGA complex component (gene SUPT20H). Gene Ontology annotation, biological process: regulation of transcription by RNA polymerase II. The coding region runs from base 143 to 2620 and encodes 825 amino acids. Gene Ontology annotation, molecular function: transcription coregulator activity. Gene Ontology annotation, cellular component: SAGA complex. The record is from RefSeq and is a predicted model, not a curated record. NCBI's taxonomy places the organism in Eukaryota, Metazoa, Chordata, Aves, Passeriformes, Corvidae. The transcript has 24 exons.